Molecule: messenger RNA, 990 nt
Organism: Myripristis murdjan (pinecone soldierfish)
Lineage: Eukaryota; Metazoa; Chordata; Actinopteri; Holocentriformes; Holocentridae
Product: trace amine-associated receptor 13c-like
Exons: 2
Coding region: 1-990 (329 amino acids)
Biological process (GO): G protein-coupled receptor signaling pathway
Cellular component (GO): membrane
Molecular function (GO): trace-amine receptor activity
Source: RefSeq, a predicted model, not a curated record
AUGGAAACCCUGGAAGGAGCUGAACUCUGCUUUCCACAACUCCUCAACACCUCCUGCAGGAAGCCGAAGCCUCCUGACUCUGAGGCCUUGAUAAUCUACAUCCUGAUGUCCUUAAUCGCUCUGCUCACUGUGGCUCUCAACCUGCUGGUCAUCAUCUCCAUCUCCCACUACAGGCAGCUCAACACUCCCACCAACCUCCUCCUCCUCUCUCUGGCUGUGUCAGACCUCCUCGUGGGCCUCCUGCUGAUGCCAAGUCAAAUCGUCUUGGAAGCCUGUUGGUUUCUGGGGGACUUUGUGUGUUCACUGUAUUACUUUGUCGACUUUACUAUAACUUCUGCCUCAGUAGGAAAUAUGGUUCUGAUAUCAGUCGACCGCUAUGUGGCUAUUUGUGACCCUUUGUGUUACCCCACCAAAGUCAUUAUGAAACGAGUUAAAAUCUGCAUUUGUCUGUGUUGGAUCUAUUCUGCUUUCUACAAUGGUUUGAUUCAAAAGGAUCAUCUCACACAACCAGGCAGGUAUAAGUCAUGCCAUGGAGAGUGUGUCAUUGUUGUUGACUACAUCUCAGGAGCUGUUGACCUUGUUUUCACCUUUAUUGCUCCUGUUACUGUGAUCACAGUUCUGUAUAUGAGAGUGUUUGUGGUGGCUGUGUCUCAGGCUCGUGCCAUGAGAUCCCACAUUGUGUCUGUCACUCUGCAGCCUUCAGGGACUGGAACUGCUAAGAAAUCGGAGCUGAAAGCAGCCAGGACUCUCGGGAUUGUCAUAGUUGUGUUUCUAAUAUGUCUUUUUCCUUAUUACUAUCCCUCUCUUACAGGCCAAGACACCUUGAUCACUGCUUCAUCUACAGCUGCUGUGACCUAUGUAUUUUAUUUUAACUCCUGUCUAAACCCUGUGAUCUAUGCAUUUUUCUACCCCUGGUUUAGAAAAGCUAUUAAACACAUAGUUUCACUGCAGAUCUUAAAGCCUGACUCCUGUGAUGCCAACCUACUGUAG